AUGAUUGCGGCGAUCAUUCAGACGAGGCGAACUGCAAAGACUUUAAACCAAGGUUUGCAGCNAGCAAACUGUGAACACAAUUGUAGAAGAACGCCCGAGGGUGCCCAAUGUUCUUGUAGAUCCGGAUACAAAUUAAACAAUCAAACUUGCAAUGAUGUGAACGAGUGCGAAAUUUAUGGAAUUUGCGAUCAGCAAUGCUUAAAUAGUGCAGGGUCUUAUACUUGUCUGUGUCAGCCUGGUUACACACCGAGCGACGAUAGAAGAACUUGCAAAGCUGAAGGUGGCGAGGCCUGGAUGGUGUUUUCGACUAAAUCAGAAAUUCGUGGCUACUACCUCGACUCCCAGGUGGAUUACUCGCUGAUGCGAAAUUUGCAACACGCCGUGGCUGUUUCACAGGAUGCGAAUUAUGUAUACUGGUCUGACAUAGAAGACGGCGACGAAGCAAUAAUCAGAAGUUUGGACGAUGGCUCGCAACGCGAAGUUAUUGUCACAACCGGUUUAAGCAGCCCGGACGACAUAGCAGUGGACUGGGUAACUGGGAACAUCUACUUCACAGACAGUGGUUACAUGCACAUUGGUGUUUGCAACGGGAACGGUUUUUACUGCACCAUCGUUAUCAAAGAACGAAACGAUAAACCGAGAGCGCUCGCCCUGUUACCGUCUAGCGGCAUAAUGUAUUGGAGCGAAUGGGGCACAAAUUCGUGCAUUUUAAUGGCUAGUAUGGACGGCAAGAACAGCACCGUGCUAAUUGGUCAAGAUUUAGAAUGGGCAAACAGCUUGUCAAUUGAUUAUACGAACAAUAGAUUAUACUGGAUAGACAGUAAACUGAAGGUGAUCGAAUCGAUACGACUGGAUGGCACAGACCGCAGGAUUGUAUUAAAGGAAGUAGCAAAGAAACCAUUUUCGUUGGCGGUGUUCGAAGAUAGACUGUACUGGAGCGAUUGGAUAUCGAAUACCAUACAAUCGUGUGAUAAAUUCACCGGGGAGGAUUGGAAGGUUUUAGUAAACGCGAAUAGCACCAUUUACGGUAUACACAUAUAUCACUCCGUUUUGAAACCCAAGAUACCAAAUCCGUGCAACUCGAGCCCCUGCAAGGAACUCUGUCUCUUAAACUCUGAGAGUAACUACACCUGUGCCUGCACCAUUGAUAAAGAAUUGAAUUCUGAUAAACACAGCUGUCGUGCAAUCAAGAAGAAGGCGCACUUGGUAAUAGUAGCAGGGAACACGUUUAUAGAUUACUAUCACGAAUUGUUGGGAAAACCAAAAAUGGUAGCGAACGUUACGUUGAAAUUGAAGCACGUCACUGCGGUUGCCUAUGACGCUUUCACCGGUGGUUUAUUUGCGAGUGACCAAUUGUCAGACGACGUUUUCUACUUCAACACGUUCACCAACGAAUUGAAAAGCAUCUCAUCCAUCGAGAACGAACUGCUGGGUGGAAUGGAUUUCGAUUACAUUGGGAAUAAUCUAUAUAUGUCAGACGUGAAGCAUAAAACGAUUGAAGUCCACAGUUUGAAUACCAAAGAGAAAACUGUAUUCUAUUUCCAAGAGGAACCUCAUGGCAUAGCGUUGAUACCGGAAGAAGGAGCAAUGGCAGUCGUAUUUCGCAUGGACGAGAAAUAUCGCAUAGACAUAAUGAACAUGAAUGGCCUGGGGCCGAGGGUGACUAUCGAAGGGGAAGGUAAACCAUUGGAGGGACCAAAGGUGUCUUUGUGCUAUGAUAGAGAUUUGAAGCAAUUGUUUUGGAGUGAUCAAGGCACCGGACGUAUUGGUACCACGACAAUACCAGAUUUUAAAACGUAUAUCUUUCGUACCGGAUUAUCAGAGCCUGUGAGUCUUGCAGUCCUCAACGAUCACGUCUUUUGGACCCAAUAUAAAUCGAAUCAAUUGUAUUGGACCAGGAAAAGCAACACCGAACAAAAUCUGAAGCGUAUUACCUUAUCAAUAACUAAGGACGUAGAUAAUAUGCAACUGAUUGGUCUGCAUGGAGCGUAUGUAAAAGAACAUGAUUGUCGGAAGAACAACGGAAACUGUUCCCAUGUAUGCCUACUAUCCGGCACUGGUUCGCACAUUUGUGCGUGUCCGCCUGACAUGAUGCUGGGCGCAGAUAAUCGAACGUGCAGCCCUCAGACCGCGUGCAACCCUGGCGAAGUCAAAUGCGGGGAACACGACUUGUGCAUAAAACUUGGCCAAAGGUGCGAUGGGGUACGAGACUGUCCAAACGGAGAAGACGAGUCAAGCUCUUGUGAUUUCUCUUGGUCCAACAACAAAUGCGAUCAGGAAGAUCAGUUUCGAUGCAAGAACGGCGAAUGCAUAAGCAAGACGAAACGUUGCAAUUCCCAGCGAGACUGCACGGACGGUACAGACGAAGAGGGCUGCGUUAAAAAGGAAUGCGAUUCCAAUGAGUUUCAAUGUCAGGAGGGUGCCUGCAUAUCUGAGUACCUCGUCUGCAACGGGCAUUACGACUGCCCUGAUCUCUCCGACGAAAUCAAUUGCAAUCAACACAGUUGUAAUUCGACCAGUUUUACUUGCGAGUCUGGGACGUGUAUUCCGAUUACUUGGAAGUGUGACGGCGAGUUUCAAUGUCAGGAGGGUGCCUGCAUAUCUGAGUACCUCGUCUGCAACGGGCAUUACGACUGCCCUGAUCUCUCCGACGAAAUCAAUUGCAAUCAACACAGUUGUAAUUCGACCAGUUUUACUUGCGAGUCUGGGACGUGUAUUCCGAUUACUUGGAAGUGUGACGGCGAGGUGGACUGCCCAGACGGUUCUGAUGAAAGCUCUUCAUGUGAAAAUUACAAUUGCCCGACAGAAAUGUUCACAUGCUCUAAUCAUCGAUGCAUUGAUUCAAUAUUGAACUGCAAUGGGGUCGACAACUGUGGUGACAACAGCGACGAACGAUAUUGCGAGGAGAAGAUUGAUAAUAAUUAUGCAAAUUGCACAGAUGGCAAAUAUAGAUGCUUGAAUACCAACACGUGUAUUCCCAAUCAUUAUAGAUGUAACGGUGUUCAGAACUGCCCUAAGAACGACGACGAGAACAAUUGCAGCCACUGCCUGGCGCAGGAAUUUACAUGCGACAAUCAGAAGUGUAUUGAUAAGAGCUGGGUGUGCGAUAUGAAAAACGACUGUAACGAUGGGUCUGAUGAAAGAGAUUGCGAUGGGUCUAGUCCGAGGGCGAGGGUCGUUAACAAGAAUCCUACUUGCAAAAAGUUUAAAUGUUCUAAUGGGGCCUGUCUUCCGUUUGAAAGAGUCUGCGAUGGGAAGAUCGAUUGUCUGGAUCGUAGCGACGAAUCGGGGGAGUGUUCGAUCUCGUGUAUCAAGAACAACCCUUGCGCGAACAUAUGCCACAAAACCCCUAUUGGCCCCGUUUGCGGUUGCAGAAGUGGAUACAAAUUGAGCAGCGAUUUGAUAUCGUGCGAAGACAUCGACGAAUGUGAGAACGACGUCUGUUCACAAAUCUGUGAGAACACUAAUGGAUCUUUCGUUUGUUCGUGCCACAAAGGGUACAUCAUUCGAAACGACAGGAUCUCGUGCAAAGCAGAUGGGCCACAAAUGGAGUUAAUCACAGUGGCUGGUAAUCAUAUCAGAAAAUUAUCAGCGAACUUAAAUUCGAUUGAAGUUAUCUUCGAGGAAGUAAAUGCGGAGAUGAAUGGUAUCGAUGUGAAUGCGAAAGAAGGGACAGUCUAUUGGAGCAAUGACGUGUUGGGUGUGAUAAGUAAAAUAAAUAUAAAGACUAAGGAACGAAAGAGUGUCACCGGCCUUGGGAGACCAGAUGCUCUCGCCCUGGAUUGGACUACCAACAACGUGUACUUCAACGAUAACGACUUAUUCAGUGUCAUUAAGGUGUGCAAUUUAGAAGAACAGACAUGUGCUAAAGUAGUGUCGAUUGAAUCAAAGAGCAGGGCAAUCUCUGUCGCUGUCGAACCCAGAGGAGGGUGGUUGUUUUGGGGUCAAAUCUCUUGGAUAAUGAACGGUGAUCCCACGUCAGAAAUAUAUCGAUCCACUACAACCGGUGCUAAUAUAUCAAGAAUCGUUCAUCAAGACCUUGGCGUCGUCUUCGCGUUGACUAUUGACUACACGAGAUCCAGACUAUACUGGUCAGAUAGCUCUUUAAAGAAGAUAGAAUACUCGAAUUUAGACGGUUCCAAUCGUGGUUUAUUUUUAAACACAGGUACUCGUCAACCUCUGAGUAUUAGCAUAUACGAAGAUUCUAUUUACUGGUUGGCAGGUACAACUGGUACCAUCGAGAAAUGUAAUUUGUAUGGCCAAAGAUCGUGCAAAACGAUUUCCCUUGGUAAUUCGAAUAUUGGCAAAUAUUUUACCAUUCUGCAUACUAUCAGACAGCCUGAAGUAAACAACGUUUGUGAGAAUCACAAGUGCAGUUACAUGUGCGUUACUGGAGUGAAUGGUCCCACUUGUAUUUGUCACGAUGGGUACCCGAAAAGUCCUGAAGAUAUUUGCACGAGGGAGGCAAACGGGAAUAUUAAAUUCGAAUCGCAAAUAGUUGGUUCUAAGGACGCGGGUAUUCGGCGUUCGAGCGGAACGUUGGUGGGUGUAACGAUCACCGUUGUGGCGUUCAUAGUAAUUGUUGUGGCCUAUGUGUAUUAUCAGAAGAUUAAACCAAUUUUCUCGAAGACCAACAAUAUCUGUAUACAGUUCCAAAAUCCUUCGUACGAACGACAGUGCGAGGCCUUCGAUUGCGUUUCCAGUUUACCACCUGGAGAACACGAAUACGUCAACCCGAUAACAGAUAUACAAAAGGAUCAGUACCAGAACGAUAUAAAUCAGAAAACUGGAAAGCAAAUAAUCAAGCUGCUCAAUUUCGAUGACGAACCGGGGAGAAACAAUUUGAAACAUGAUCUGAUAUAGAAAUGAAGGAACAAAUGAGUUCAAAAUGUAUAUAGUAAUUUAUAUAAUUUAUAAGUGUACAGAAACAUUUAUACUCCACCUAAACUGUGAUUUGUCACAGAAAA
Molecule: messenger RNA, 4967 nt
Organism: Ceratina calcarata
Lineage: Eukaryota; Metazoa; Arthropoda; Insecta; Hymenoptera; Apidae
Product: Putative vitellogenin receptor yl
Exons: 28
Coding region: 1-4863 (1620 amino acids)
Cellular component (GO): signaling receptor complex; plasma membrane
Molecular function (GO): protein binding; calcium ion binding
Source: RefSeq, a predicted model, not a curated record